This is a messenger RNA of Fulmarus glacialis (Northern fulmar), 879 nucleotides long. Its product is annotated as pituitary homeobox 3. Gene Ontology annotation, cellular component: nucleus. Gene Ontology annotation, molecular function: DNA-binding transcription factor activity, RNA polymerase II-specific; RNA polymerase II cis-regulatory region sequence-specific DNA binding. The record is from RefSeq and is a predicted model, not a curated record. The coding region runs from base 1 to 879 and encodes 292 amino acids. Gene Ontology annotation, biological process: regulation of transcription by RNA polymerase II; anatomical structure morphogenesis. The transcript has 3 exons. NCBI's taxonomy places the organism in Eukaryota, Metazoa, Chordata, Aves, Procellariiformes, Procellariidae.
AUGGAUUUCAACCUGCUGGCAGACGCGGAGGCUCGCAGCCCAGCCUUGUCUCUCUCGGACUCUGGAACCCCUCAGCACGAGCACAGCUGCAAAGGGCAGGACCACAGCGACACCGAGAAGUCCCAGCAAAACCAGACGGACGACUCCAACCCUGAAGACGGCUCGCUCAAGAAGAAGCAGCGGAGGCAGAGGACGCACUUCACCAGCCAGCAGCUCCAGGAGCUGGAAGCCACUUUCCAGAGAAACCGUUACCCAGACAUGAGCACCAGGGAGGAGAUUGCAGUCUGGACCAACCUGACGGAGGCACGAGUCCGGGUCUGGUUCAAAAACCGCAGAGCUAAGUGGAGGAAACGGGAGAGGAACCAACAGGCCGAACUGUGCAAGAACAGCUUUGGAGCCCAGUUCAACGGACUGAUGCAGCCUUACGACGACAUGUAUUCCAGCUAUUCCUACAACAACUGGGCCACGAAGGGGCUCGCCACCAGCCCGCUCUCGGCCAAGAGCUUCCCAUUCUUCAACUCCAUGAACGUCAGUCCCCUCUCCUCCCAGCCCAUGUUCUCCCCACCCAGCUCCAUCGCCUCGAUGACCAUGCCUUCAUCUAUGGUCCCUUCCGCGGUGACCGGAGUACCGGCGUCCAGCCUCAACAACCUGGGAAACAUCAACAACCUGAACAGCCCGAGCCUCAACUCUGCUGUCUCAUCCAGUGCCUGUCCUUACGCCUCAACAGCCAGCCCCUACAUGUACAGGGACACAUGCAACUCCAGCCUGGCCAGCCUGCGGCUGAAAGCCAAGCAGCACGCUAACUUCCCCUACCCGGCGGUGCAGACGGCAGCUUCCAAUCUGAGCCCUUGCCAAUACGCCGUGGAGAGGCCCGUAUGA